This is a messenger RNA of Amoebophrya sp. A120, 2580 nucleotides long. The record is from the annotation of a GenBank genome assembly. Lineage: Eukaryota; Dinophyceae; Syndiniales; Amoebophryaceae.
GCAGAGAUUUUUCUUGAAAUAGCGCUAGAGAAAAAAGGUGUGUAAACGCGGUCCCACCUUCCCGCAUGAGAACAAACAAACAAACAAAACAACUUCGUAGCCAUAUGAUUUGUCCCUUAUAGUGUUACUUAGAAAUGUAGAGUUUAAAAAAGUUACUUAUACUUUUCUUCAAGGAAGGGCUGCUCUUCUUAUCCAACAACGAAUAUUUAUAUUCACAUUGAGCAUGUAGCUCAGUCAGCUACCUUCCUCCGCGGAGCUCCUCGCUCUAGUUGCUACGACCAUUUUUUCUAGACCAUUAAUAUUAUGGCCACCCUAGAGUGGCGCAACCUGACCGUCUCCCUGAAAGGGCCACGACACGACACGGAGCCGCAUUUUUGCCUGAAAAAUGCCUCCGGCCAGGUGCGGGCGGGGGAGACGCUGGCGAUUAUGGGCCCAAGUGGAAGCGGGAAAACCACCUUGAUCUCGAUUCUCUCCGGUCUGUUCAAAAAGUUGAACAAUGUGGAUGCGUCGGGAGAGAUCCGGGUCUCGUCCCCGUCCAGCGCUUCGACGCCGGCCAGCGCAGUGCAGCACCCAAGCAGGACGGGAGAGGAGAUAGUCGAGGGUAAGCACAAAGUCACAGACAAUGACCACGACGACACCUCCACCAGUAGUAGAAUUUCGGCCUCCCGGUCAUCUUCUAGCCGCAAACAGACCUCCAAGCGGCGUUCGUCUGCCUUCAAACUCGGCGGGAUUGACACGUUUGAGGAUUGGACGCCGGUUGAGUUGCACGCGAUGUCGAAGAACGUUCGGCGUAUGGGAAUUGUGGAGCAGUUGGACGUGUUUUCGAGUAGUUUGACCGUGUGUGAGCAUUUGAUGUUCCACGCGAAACUUUGCUUGCACGAUGUUCCGGACGAGGAGAAGGAAAGCCGCGUGCUCUACGUGAUGGAGCGGUUAAAACUAAACCACAGGAGAAACACCCGCGUGCUGUCGCUUUCCGGCGGGGAGAAGAAGCGGGUUUCCAUUGCGGAGGAGUUGUUACACGAGCCGGAUAUUCUGUUCCUCGAUGAACCAACCUCCAUGCUGGACAGUACCAUGGCACGGGAAGUCAUGUCGGUUUUGUUUGAUCCGUGCCACGUGAAAGACGUGACGACAAACAUCUACGAACACGGCUCCUUGCCAGAGGACAAUCUGCAAGGAUCAUGGGCAGCUUCAGGAGAGCAGGGCUUCUAUGCAGCUGCGGGAGAUGAUUUUUUAGGUUUUGGGGAAGACGAGGCAAAUGAUCCUGAGAUAGGCCGUGAUAACUACGAGGACGAGAGGCUCUUUCACGAGUCACAUUUUUCCUUUCGAGCAGAUGGCGCAGAAGCCGACAUAAUAAGCGAUGUACAGAAUGAGUCUGACACUGCAACUGCUGCAGGCGUGCAGAUAGACGCCAGUGCUGCAGCUGGUGCAGCUCCCGCGCCGCGCGAUAUGCAGUAUCAUGAUCACCGAAAUUCCUAUCAGCUGCGCAACCGGCGGGCGACUAGUAUGGGCAAGAGUUUGGACGCCAAGUGGUUUCUGGAAAUGGAAGAACAGGAGGCGAUGAAGAUGCGGAAAACAAGAAUCCUCGCCAACAAAGAUCAGCGUCGGAAGUUUCAGACGGGAACUACUACACCAAAAAAUUAUAACUACACGAGCGACGAGCAGACGCAGAACGCGAACGUAAACUCUUCUGCUUCAUCGCCGUUCCAAAGAAGGAAAAAAACCACGAUUAUCUUCACGGUACACCAGCCUUCGUGCUUGCUCUACAGCUGGUUCACGGAUGUUAUGUUUCUGGCGCGAGGCCGGGUAGUGUACUCCGGGAAGGGCAGCGAGGCCGUGGCCAGCUUGGAGCAGGCGCUCGGGGUUCUGGUCAAGAAGUGCAAAGUCGGAUACAGUGCACCCGAAUUCAUUCUGGACACGAUCAGCAAUGAGAAGUGUGUCGAAAAGAUCCUCGCUUACAAUGAUACUCGUGCGGCCAGCACCAGAGUAGAGAAUGAGCAGAAUAUGAAAAGUAGGCUAACUGGCACGGCUAGUAGAGGAAGUACAACUUCUGCCACAACUUCAGGAGUGCGCUCACACCAAGAACAAACGAUUGCGGCCGCUGUGGGCACGUCAACUUAUUCAUCUGAAGCUGCUAGCACGACAAGAAGUACUGCGUCGAAGUUCGAACCACUGGAGAAGUACCCGCGCGCGAGUUGGUGCACGGAGUUUUCCGCCUUGUACAGCCGAAAUUUCAUGGACCGGUGGCGGAACCCGAUCGAAAUGCGGAUCUGGAUCAUCGGGACGUCCAUUCUUUUGCUCAUUAUGUCGGUGAUCUACUGGCGGGUGGGCACGCUCCCGGACUCGCAGGGGGCGCGCCAGGCCGGGCUGAACCUGUUUUUGUCUUUGCCCAUGAUUCAGGAGACCUACCGCUACAUCUACGCCGUGAUUCUGCUCACCGGGCAGGUGGAGCGGGAGUACGGCGUGAAAAAACUGUAUCGGUUGUCCGCGUGGUUUGUCGCCCGGAGGACCGGAACACUGUUGUUCGACUGUACUACUCUUUGGUUGUGUUUUUCACGAUCGGCUUCUUUCCCCACGACUUAA